AUGGGGAACAAAAUGAUGAUGAAAAGCCAAGCGGAAUUUGAACAAGAUUAUCAAAGGAAACAAGAAUGUAAACCAAUAACUAAUAACAAUAGAGAAACCAUCAGUGCUGGCAUUAAAUCUUCUAAUUAAAAAAAAGGGUCGAGUAAGUACAGAAUACUAAUUCUUGACUCCACCAAUUGGCAAAGGAUAAUAUUCAGAAAUACGUAAGUUAAGAUUGUUUAAAAGAAUGCCACUGAGAAAGAAGAGGAAAGAGUAUUGUCGGAAGUCAACAUUUUAGAAAAGCUAGAUCAUCCGAACAUUUUGAAAAUCAAUGAAUAUUAUAGUGAUGACAGGUUUCAUUACAUAAUAACAGAUUUUUAUUCUGGAGGAGAAUUAUUUAGCAAGAUUCAAGAAAGAAGAAUAUUCUCUGAAACAUAUGCCGCAAGAAUUAUCCGAUAAUUGCUGUACUCAGUUAACUAUUGUCAUCUUCAUGGGAUUGCUCAUAGAGAAAUCAGACCUGAAAAUAUAAUGCUUGAACGAUGUUCUGAAUUUGCUUCAGCAAUCUUAAUUGAUUUUGGAUUGUGUUCAAAGAUUUCCCAUAAAAUGCAUAGUUCAGUUAAUCACCCCUACUAUUAGGCACCUGAGAUACAAUAAAAGAAAUAUAAUGAAUCUAUUGAUAUUUGGGCUAUUGGAGUAAUAACCUAUAUCUUAUUAUGUGGGUACCCUCCAUUCGGUGGAGACACUAAUAGAAAAAUCAUUGAUAACGUUCUUAAAAAACCCCUUAUUUUUGAUGAAUAGGAUUGGAGCAAAAGUAGCAAUGAAUCAAAAGAAUUUGUUAGGAAAAUCUUACUUAAAGAUCCUAGUCAAAGAAUUACAAUUGAUUAAGCGUUAAAUGAUCCAUGGAUUGUUAAGAAUUAUGAACUUUAGGUUACUGAUAGUUAAUUGAAAAGAGUUUUAACCAAUUUGGUGAAUUAUAAUUGUUAAUCUAAAUUAUAAGAAGCUACUCUUAAAUUGAUAGUGCUCUAUUUAGCUUCUAGAGAAGAAUUAAGUGAAUUGAGAGAAGUCUUUACAUGUAUUGAUACAAAAAAUGAUGGGUAUAUUGAUGUGGAAGAGUUAUAGGCUGCGAUGCUCAAGAUAUUUGAUACUGAAACAGCUGAAAGGCAGUCCAAUAAGAUAUGUGCUGAAGAUGAAACUCUUUCUUAUUCAUAAUUUUUAGCAUAGGCUAUUGAUAAAUAGGCCAUUUUACAAAAGUCUAAGAUUGAGACAGCAUUCAAAUUGAUAGAUAGAAAUGCCUCUGGAAAUAUCAAUGUUGAAGAAUUGAGUGAAGCAUUCAAAUGCAAUCUGACUGGCAAUGACUAUUGGAUAGAAAUUAUGAAUGAAGUAGAUGCAAAUCAUGACGGAGCUCUUUCAUUAGUAGAAUUUACAAAUAUGAUGAAAAAAUUGAUAUAAUCAUGA
Molecule: messenger RNA, 1434 nt
Organism: Paramecium tetraurelia
Lineage: Eukaryota; Ciliophora; Oligohymenophorea; Peniculida; Parameciidae
Exons: 3
Biological process (GO): intracellular signal transduction; peptidyl-serine phosphorylation; protein autophosphorylation
Cellular component (GO): nucleus; cytoplasm
Molecular function (GO): ATP binding; calcium ion binding; calcium/calmodulin-dependent protein kinase activity
Source: RefSeq, a predicted model, not a curated record